AUGUCUGGAAAAAGGCAGCUAUUGAACCUAGCAGUGGCGCCACUGGGCAUCCUCGCCAUCCUAGUCAGCGCAGUCAGGCUCUGCGGCUUUCCCUUUCUUCGCCGGCUGAUUGGCCGUGAAGACGAAAAGAGAAAUGAGGCAAUGGUGGAACUGACACCGGUCAGCCUGUCUCAAGCAACUCCAAUCUACGUGGACGGGCGCAUCGAGAUCGAGCCCAACGUGGUCAAGGAUGCCGCCUUCAUUUGCUGUCACCGACGGCUGAAGGAGGAUGCCGCCGCCGCGUUGAGGGCCUUUCGGUCACUCUGGCUUCGUCGAAAGGAUCAUCCUGGCGACCAGGACCAUGAGAUUGUGCUGUCACUGCGCAACCUCCAUAACCUGCCACUGAAAGAAACAGCCACCUUGAUCGAAAAUCUGGAGGAUGCGGGAAAAGAUCAACUCCCCAACCGGUGGGAUGCUGUUGCGGCUGACGCCACAAUCUCGUUUCGGACAACGGGUGUAUCUCCUGCUGCUACCCUAGCAUCCGGCAGGACAUCAAUGAGUCGCUUGAUGGACGUCUUGGUGGCCACAGGGCUGACCGUCACAGUCAUCGGGAUCCAGAUCGCCGGCUAUGCCUCUGGCCGGGAAAACGGCACUUACACCCAAGCCCUGGCCAUGGGGCUUGCAGGCUAUUUCGGUGUGGUGACAUCGACGAUCGCACUCCUUCUGCUAUUGCAAUCAGAAGUCGUGCUGCAAACCGAGCCGCUUCCCCCGCUCUUUCGGGAUGGACAGUGGACUGUCAGCAAUGCCACCCAUUCCGAGUGGCGACCCAUCCAGGCGUUGAAGGUCGAUGGGAUUGUUUCUGCUUUGCCGGCAAGACAUGCUCCUCAUCAAUCUCGUGCCCGAGAUGUCAGGGUCGCUGUGUGUGCGCUCGGUCUUGUCGCUUCUUAUGUGAUUUACUAUCUGGGUAUCAGAGUUGCUCCUUGGUGGGUGGCCCUGGACAACAUGAUGGUCCUUUGGCUGGCAGCAGCCUACAGAGCCUUCACAACGCAAAGCACAUACCGCUCCUCAAACGAGCCACAAGCCGCAGAAAGCUGGACAGCCAUCCCAGGCAAGACAGUCUCAGACACGGUUGACCGAACGAUUGAAUCCUCGGAGAUCCGCCCGUCCGGGCACUGUUUUCUCAUCUUUUGCAGUCCGACUCGCAUCAGUCCCAUGUCAUGGUCGUCAGCUCAAGACAUUCUCAAGGUAAGUAUCGAGCUCACCCAUCAGAAAAGCCUCGGUUAUGGCUGGAAGUCUCCAAGCGAAGCAGUGCACAGUAAGACAUGGGGAUUCGUUGUUCGUUUCGAGCUGGUCGUCUACAUCCCAGGUUACGUCUUCAGGUGUCGAGAUUCGAUUGAUCUUGCCGUGGAACUUCAUUUCACCUUUGAUCACCUCACGUGGACGGUUCUGAAACUGCUGCACACCUGUCUCGACCAACGCGGCUCAUUAUCGACAUAUACAAGUCCCACCGAUGUUCAAGACAAAGUCUCGGCAACGUUGGAUGGCGAAAAUGUGAUAGUCAGCUAUGCCGAAGAGCCCCAGACGUUGCGGGCAUUUUUGAAGCCUUUCAGCGGCCGAUCGUUGGACCAGGCCCUCCUACUCCCAGCAAUCCAGGUGUGCUCCAUUUAUGAGCGAUUCUACUACACGUCGUCCAAGUCCACCGGGAUGCAGACUUUACAGGCCCGCCACGUCGACCAACUGGCCUUGAGUGCCUCUCAGGACCAACUCCGAGGUUUACAAGAGGAGCUUGAAGACCAAGGCGUCUGGAACUCGUUCAUGGCACCGCUGGCCGAGGUUGGUCCGAAGCCAAAGCGUAUCGUAAUGACCGCGCCAGAGGAUCACUAUGCUCAUAGUAACCGGCGAUGGGCCGAUCUGACCGGUGCAAUUGAUGGCGAAGAAAGAGCCGAGGGAGCAACUGCAGGAGCAGUCGAAGGUUCCGGCUCAUAA
Messenger RNA from Capronia epimyces CBS 606.96, 1965 nucleotides. RefSeq lists its product as uncharacterized. The transcript has a single exon. The coding region runs from base 1 to 1965 and encodes 654 amino acids. The record is from RefSeq and is a predicted model, not a curated record. Lineage: Eukaryota; Fungi; Ascomycota; Eurotiomycetes; Chaetothyriales; Herpotrichiellaceae.